This is a messenger RNA of Lotus japonicus, 1532 nucleotides long. RefSeq names its product F-box protein At4g00755. Gene Ontology annotation, molecular function: protein binding. The transcript has 6 exons. The record is from RefSeq and is a predicted model, not a curated record. The coding region runs from base 191 to 1291 and encodes 366 amino acids. Lineage: Eukaryota; Viridiplantae; Streptophyta; Magnoliopsida; Fabales; Fabaceae.
AUUGAGUUAUAAGCCAUUCCUAUCUUCUCUUUGUCUCCCUUCCUACCAACAACACUUACCAUUCUCUCUCUCUCUCUUCAAUUUUCUAGGGUUUCGCUUCUUCCAUUGGCAUGUCUUCUUCUUCACAUCGCAGUUUUUCAGGUUUGAGAAGAUAACCUAGUGUUGUGUAUUCACCAACUGUCUUGCCCGGAUGUCGAUGAUGGAAUGCCGUAAAGAUUUUCUCAGUUUUCUUGAUUCUGACAUGUCUCUCAAGAUACUCAUGUGUCUUGAUGAUCCAGUAGACCUUGUUCGUGUCAGCUGUGUCUCGCGAUCUUGGAGACACUACGUGAUUGUAAAUAGCCUUUGUAAGCAGCUGUGCUUGAGAAUAUUUCCUCAAUUAUCUAGAGUUACCCGUGUCGUUGAAACGAAUCAACAUGGAUUGGAGGAAACCCCGGAAGUUGGAUCCAGCUCUUCUAUGGAAUGGCUAGCUCUGCAGAGAGAUCAUAGAGUCUAUGCUUAUUUAGCUAGAUCUUUCAAGUCAUCUGUUUCUAUGAAUUGCAUUGCCAAGACAAUUGUUGCUUCUAGCACUGAUAAUUUUCCUCAGGAGAGCAUUGAUAAUACUCUGGAGCCAAGUGACCACAUUGCUGGUAGAUAUUCCUACUGGUCAAGUAAUGGACAAAGUAAUCCCAACGUGCCUGAGACAUUAACAUAUGAGUUAGCCUCUCAAAUUUGUGUUGUUACAGAGAUCAAUAUCCAGCCGUUCCAAGCUUACUUUCAGAUGGGGGGACCUAUCUAUUCAGCAAAAUCUGUUCGGUUUAAAAUGGGUCAUAUUAAUGCCUCUUUAGAUGCUUCAGCUGAUGAAAAGAUUGUAUGGACCUACACUUCACCGGAGUUUCCAAUGACUCAGGAAAACGAGCUGCAGAAUUUCAAGCUUCCAGAACCUGUACUUUGUAUUGGCGGUAUCUUACAGGUUGAGCUUUUGGGAAGGGUACAGAGACAAGAAAUGGAUGGCUUGCUAUACAUUUGUAUUUCUCAUGUUCAAGCUGUGGGGAGCUUGUUGUCACCUGCAUUUAGUGUUGACAUUCUGGAGCCCUCUGGAAUGUUUGUGUUGAAGUGUGACCGGAACUAUCAGCCCCCAGCGACCUCUGAAGAAGAAUCUGGUGCAAAUUCCACUGAUUAUAUGCAGAGGGGACUGAGAGAUUUCCAACAGAUUGUGACUAUAUUGCGUGGACAUGUAAUAGGAGUUGUGGAAGAUGAUUGGGAUGAGGAAGAAUAUGAAGCUGAUGAUUUUGAAGAAGAAUAUGCUCUCUGACCACCUUUGCUGUCAUAAAGUUCUUUGCCCUCCCUAAACAGAAAAUAUAAGAAUCACUCCAGUUGAGGAGUGGUUGUAUUGAAAUCAUAUGUUUUCCCUUUGUGUAGCGUUUUAAAGUUCAGAAUUUUCUGCUCUGACUACUGAUUUUAUUCCAAGUACCUACUUUUCCUGUAGAUGAUCUUGGAUGUAAGACAAGUAUAACUUUUUCUGCGGUUAUAUUAUUAUGGUGUAGUUGUACAAA